CUUCCGACGAGAUUCCCAGGAGACCGGUCGUUCGCAUCUGAUUGCCAAGGAUCCGUAUGGAUAAAGACAAGCUCGUCCAAUCCCUGCGCCUUCCCCCUUCCCUUCCCAUGGACGACUGGUUUGUUAUCAACGAGGAGGAACCCCAGACAAACAGCCAGCCUUUUCUAUUCCGUAUAAACGAAGAAUGCUUGGAGGCAUUGGAAAAGGUCGACUAUAAAGUGCGGUUCGGAGUCAGGAACGCAAAAGGUAAAAGUAAUCCACUCUGCAAAACCGGACGAUGACCUAGAUCCAAUCGACACCGCCAACGAGCUCUUGGAGGAGAUGACGAUCGACGAUGCGAUGGAGACUGACGAACCCCCACGCAAGCAGAUCAUGCUGUGGGUAACGCAGAUUAAUCUGCAAGACUCGAAGUGCGAAUCCGCUAAUCUGCUUGUCUUCCUCCUAGAGGAAGACAUCGCCAUUGCACUAAUACAGGAGCCCUGGGUCGGAGGCGACCGAACCAUCAAAGGGCUCCAAAGCAAAUAUUUUAAUUUAUUCCACAGCACGGGAGACACUGAUCAGGACAAACCAAGAGCAUGUAUUCUCGCGAGGAAGAGACUGCACGCUUUUCUGUGUCUGGACCUGAACUCCAGCGACUUAAUUGUAGUCAAUUUGGAGUAGAUGCGGGCAGAGAACGUGUAUAUUUCCUCGGCUUACAUGACUUUCAUCUGACGAACAUCACAGCAACAAACAACAACCUGUUGAUAGGCUGCGACGCAAAUGCAAGGCAUACAAUUUGGGGCAGCUCGGAAAUCAACGAGAGAGCACAGAAUCAACAAGGACACCAGCAAACACGUACUGCAGAAGCGGACCAUGCUUUCUCACUUCCAUUCAAGACGGUUUGCCACAACAAGCCAAGAGAAAGACAGAGAGAAUUCAAUCCUAGUAGUUGCUACUGAAUUAUUACCUUAUUCUUGUGAUUUCAAACCAAUUCAAAUAAAGUGUGUUUUGUACCGAGGUGUGAAGGAGUAAAUAAAAUUAAAAAAAAAAGAUCAGCGUUAGUGUUAUUUGUUCAAUUUUGUGCUCCCAUACAGAAGAAUUUUAGCAAAAAAGUCAAUACCACUUUCGAAAAAGUGCUUUCAAAACCGUUUUCGGACUCAAAACCAAAAUAGUUGCAUUACCGCUUUACAGGAGGGUUAAAUCUAAUAUUUCUACAUCUUUAAAAACUGUUAUGACUAACUAGUAUUGGCAAUUUGAGGGGAUACUUAGAUAUAUUAACUAAAAAAGAUAUCACUAUAUUUUCAAAAAGUGCAUAUAUUAACAAUUUUCAUUUCUGUUGGUUUCUUUUAAAUUAAGAAAAAAUAUUUCAAACAAAAAAAAAAUGAGAUUAUUUCAGAGAAACGUUGUAACAA
Hermetia illucens (black soldier fly) is the source of this 1391-nucleotide messenger RNA. RefSeq lists its product as uncharacterized. Lineage: Eukaryota; Metazoa; Arthropoda; Insecta; Diptera; Stratiomyidae. The record is from RefSeq and is a predicted model, not a curated record. The transcript has 2 exons. Bases 576 to 938 code for a protein of 120 amino acids.